Quercus lobata is the source of this 2349-nucleotide messenger RNA. Its product is annotated as Peptidase M28 family protein. Lineage: Eukaryota; Viridiplantae; Streptophyta; Magnoliopsida; Fagales; Fagaceae. Bases 99 to 2219 code for a protein of 706 amino acids. The record is from RefSeq and is a predicted model, not a curated record. The transcript has 13 exons. Gene Ontology annotation, molecular function: carboxypeptidase activity.
AUUCGAAAUCCCACCUCAAGAAAAGCUGCACAACAACAAAAUUUGCACUCACCAAAAGACUUUUCUCUCUCUCAAAAUACAGGGGAAAACUAAGCCCCAUGUUGAAAACAGCCACCACCAUCUUCCUAGGCUUAGCCACCUCUUUCACCUUCCUCCUCAUUUCUCCUCCUCCUCCAAAAUCUUUCUACCACUCCCUCUACAUAUCCACUUCUCUAUCCGACAACACCUCAAUAUCACAUCAUUUACACACCCUCACUCGCCGGCCCCACGCUGCUGGUUCUGAGGCAAACGCAGAGGCUGCAGCCUAUGUUUUAUCCAUCUUCACCUCCAGCAAUAUCAAAUCUCACAUAGCAUCCUAUGAGGUUUCUCUAACCUACCCUUCUUCCCGUUGCUUAACACUAAUACCAACACCUCCAGAGACACCCACAACCUUCAAUCUUCGUCAAGAAAUUUAUGAUGGUGAUCCAUAUGCAGAUGUAGCAGAUGAAGUUCAGCCUACUUUCCAUGCAUAUGCAAAGUCAGGCAGUGUCUCCGGACUUGUGGUUUAUGUGAACUAUGGACGCAUAGUAGACUACUCGACACUGAAAGAAAUGGGUGUGAAUGUAUCAGGUACAAUUGUUUUGGCAAGGUAUGGAGAAAUAUACAGAGGAAACAUAGUCAAGAAUGCGUACGAAGAAGGUGCUAUUGGGGCAUUGUUGUAUACAGAUAGGAAAGACUAUGGUGGUGGAGGAGGGGAUACAAGGUGGUUCCCAGAUGAGAAGUGGAUGCCACCAAGUGGGGUUCAGGUGGGAACAGUUUAUAAUGGGAUCGGCGACCCUACUACACCUGGAUGGGCAAGCACUGGAGACUGUGAAAGGUUAUCUGAAGAGGAAGUAGAGAAAGGAGGGGAUGUUCCACUUAUACCUUCCUUGCCAAUAUCUGGGGCAGAUGGUGAAACAAUCUUGAGAUCGGUUGGUGGAGAUGUUGCCCAUGAGGAUUGGCAAGGAAGCAUAGAUGCACCUACUUACAGGGUUGGACCAGGGCCAGGGAUUAUCAAUCUCAGUUACACUGGAAAUCAAAUCAUAGGGACUAUUCAGAAUGUCAUUGGUAUAAUUGAAGGAGCGGAAGAGCCUGAUCGAUUUGUCAUUCUGGGUAAUCAUCGGGAUGCGUGGACAUUUGGAGCUGUUGAUCCCAAUAGUGGCACCGCAGCAUUGCUAGAGGUUGCAGAAAGACUGGGUAAGCUGCAAAAAAAAGGAUGGAAACCUCGAAGAACAAUUGUCUUAUGCAAUUGGGACGCUGAAGAAUAUGGCCUGGUAGGAUCCACUGAAUGGGUAGAAGAAAACAGAGAAAUGCUAGCUUCAAGGGCUGUUGCUUAUUUGAAUGUUGACUGUGGAGUAGCUGGACCAGUAUUCCAUGCCUCUGCGACGCCCCAGCUUGAUGAACUGCUCAAACGAGCAACUCAACAGGUUCAAGACCCAGAGAACGCAUCACAAACUAUUUAUGAUUCAUGGGUUGAUUCCAGCAAUUCUCCCCCGAUUGGAAGGCUAGGAGAUGGAGGAUCAGAUUUCGCAGCUUUUGUGCAACAUGUAGGAAUUCCAGCAGCUGCAAUGUUUUUUGGAGGAGGAUACCCUGUAUACCACUCGAUGUACGAUGACUUUGUCUGGAUGGAAAAAUUUGGGGAUCCAAUGUUUCAUAGACAUGUAGCAGUGGGAAGUGUUUGGGGUUUAGUAGCUCUUUGGUUAGCAGAUGAGGAGUUUUUGCCUUUCAACUAUCUCUCCUAUGCAAAGGAGAUCCAGAAAAGCACAAAGGACUUGAAAGAUGAGAUCUCAGAAACAGACAUAAGCCUAAAUCCUCUGUUCAAGUCCAUAGAGGAGCUCCAUAAAGCUGCCACCAUGAUGAACAACCAGAGAAAGGAAAUAAUAGAAAGAAAAGGUUGGACAUCAAUGUGGAAUAAAGAUCAUUUGAAGGUGAGAGAGUUGAAUGAUAGACUAAUGAUGGCAGAGCGCGCAUUUACAGACAAAGAUGGACUCUUUGGAAGGUCCUGGUAUAAGCAUUUGAUUUAUGGGCCCUCAAAGCACGAUGACUAUGGAUCUAAAACCUUCCCUGGGAUAGAUGAUGCAAUAGAGAAGGCAAAGAACCUGAAUACUGCAGAUUCAUGGCGUGCAGUACAACAUGAAGUUUGGCGAGUCUCUCGAGCUGUUAAACAUGCUUCACUAGUCCUCAAUGGUAAACUAACAUGAAUAUGUACUGAUAUAUUCAGUCCUCAGAGUCGUGCACGUCAUGUAUUCAAAGGAGGCAAAUAUCCUUGUCAUUUAUUAAUUUGAUAGUUAGAAUAAUGGUUAAAUGAUUAAAUUCAUCAUUUCUGAACAA